Molecule: messenger RNA, 177 nt
Organism: Parastagonospora nodorum SN15
Lineage: Eukaryota; Fungi; Ascomycota; Dothideomycetes; Pleosporales; Phaeosphaeriaceae
Exons: 2
Coding region: 1-177 (58 amino acids)
Source: RefSeq, a predicted model, not a curated record
AUGACAGAGGAGUACGAUGACAAGGGUUCGUGUCGAUUAAGUAAAUCGAUUAACGAUUAUGACGGCAAGUUGAAGGAUGAAGAUGGGAAAGACCCCGGGCCAGCAACAAAGUUUAUCAACUCAGGAGCAUUUGCUGGCAUCAGACCAGACCCCCACCCAAGCGAGCAAAAGUUGUAA